GAUCCGACCGGAGUCUGCAGCCGGAGACCGGUCACCUCCUUUUCUGCUCCUUCAGACACUAAUCCUGCAAAACACAGGGAGCUGAGGACUACUGCCACACAUUACUAUUUUAUUAUUUUAUUGUUUUUAUGUGUGUGUUCAUGUGAGAAUCAGCUGCAGCAGUAGUAGAAGAAGAAGAAAGGAAGGAUGAAACUUAAAGAGAUCAAACGCUCGUCCAUCCAGAGCUGGAGUCCUGCACAGCAACAUCCCAUCUACCUUGCAACAGGAACAUCAGCCCAGCAGCUGGAUGCCUCCUUCAGCACCAAUGCCUCGCUGGAGUUCUUUGAGCUGGAUCUGGCCGAGCCGUCACUGGACAUGAAGUCAUGUGGCAGCUUGUCCACACCGCACAGAUACCACAAACUGAUGUGGGAUCCCUAUGGCAUGGAUCAAAGCCACCCAGCCGGCAUCCUCAUCGCGGGAGGCGAGAACGGCAACGUCAUCCUGUACGACCCCGCCAAAAUAAUGGCGGGAGAGACGGACGUGAUCAUCGCCGAGAGCGACCGGCACACGGGCCCAGUGAGAGCGCUCGACGUCAACCCGUUCCAGGUGAACCUGGUCGCAUCAGGCGGGAACGAGUCUGAGAUCUAUAUCUGGGAUAUGAAUAGCUUCGGCUCUCCGAUGACGCCAGGACCUAAAACUCAGCCUCUGGAGGACAUCAGCUGCGUAGCGUGGAACAGACAGGUCCAACACAUCCUGGCGUCUGCUAGUCCGAGCGGCCGAGCCUCGGUGUGGGACCUCCGCAAGAACGACCUCAUCAUCAAAGUCAGCGACCAUAGCAACAGAAUGCAUUGCUCCGGACUGGCGUGGAACCCAGAAGUGGCGACGCAGCUGGUCUUAUCCUCCGAGGACGAUCGGAUGCCGGUCAUCCAGAUGUGGGAUUUACGUUUCGCUACCUCUCCUCUCAAGAUUUUUGAGAAUCACACACGGGGCGUUCUGGCCAUCGCCUGGAGUCUGGCUGAUCCUGAGCUGCUUCUGAGCUGCGGGAAAGACAACAGGAUCCUGUGCUGGAACCCCAACACAGCAGAGGUUCUGUACGAGCUUCCCACCAGCAGUCAGUGGUGCUUUGACAUCCAGUGGUGUCCGAGGAACCCGGCGGUUCUGUCGGCCGCCAGCUUCGACGGACACAUCGACAUCUACUCCAUCAUGGGAGGAAGCAACCAGGCGCAGAGCCAGAGACACGCCGACCAGCCUGUUGGAGGACCUGCGAUCAGUAACUCUUUCGGGAACAUGGAUCCUUUCGGGACGGGACAAACGUUGCCUCCGCUGCAGCUUCCUCAGACUGCCGCCCCCCCGGCUACGAUCAACCCUCUGAAGAAGCCUCCGAAGUGGAUCCGCAGACCCGUCGGAGCCUCGUUCGCUUUCGGCGGGAAGCUCGUCUCUCUGGAGAACACAAAGCCGAACCCUCAGCAGCCGCAGCAGCCCACCUCACACGUCGUGCACGUCAGUCAGGUUGUCACGGAGACGGACUUCCUGAAGCGCUCCGAUCAGCUGCAGGCGACGCUGAGCGCGGGAAGCUUCGUGGAGUUCUGCCAGGAGAAGGUCGACGCCGCCGGGAACGAGUUCGAAAAGACUGUUUGGUCUUUCCUCAAGGCUAAUUUUGAAAGUGACCUCCGCAGCAAGUUCCUGGAGCUUCUGGGAUACAACAAAGAGGAGUUAGCAUUGAAGAUUUCAGCAGCACUUGAGGAAAAGCCUGCUGAGCCUCAGAUGGAGAUUCCAGCAGCAGUAGAGGAAACACCUGCUGAGCCUCCGAUGAUUCCAGCAGCAGUAGAGGAAACGCCUGCUGAGCCUCCGAUGAUUUCAGCAGCUGUGGAGGAAACACCUGCUGAGCCUCCGAUGGUGGAAGUUCCUGCUCCUGCCGUCGUUCCGCCUGUCAUGGAUCUCAGCUUCUUGCCACCCGCCGAUAAUCCCGAGGCGGCGUUCGACAUGAUCGCCGCCGCUAACCUCUUUCAGCCCGCCGCCACGCUCGAUCUGGACUCUACUCCGGCCCCCGAUACCGAAGAGCCGGCCACCGCAGAUCCAGAGGAGGACGCUCUCACCGGAGAACUAGAGGCCAGCGUGGAUCAGGUUCUAUCAGAGGAGAAGGCUGAGGAGGAGGGAGAGGAGGAAGAGGAGAUCCCAUUGGAGGAGGAUCAAAAGGAGGAGGAGGAGAUCGCCUUGGAGGAGGAAGCUAAGGGAGAGGAAGAGGAGAUUCCCUUAGAGGAGACGGCAGCAGCACCAGUGGAGGAAGAGCUCAGUCCUGCAGAGACGGCGGCUCCAGUCGAGGAGCCUGCUGAGGUUCCAGCUGCAGCUCCAGUCGCGGCCGCCCCUGCCGUGGCCGCUCCAGCCGUAGCCGCUCCAGCCGUGGCCGAUCCAGCAGGAGUCAGUCUGAGCAUCAGUCAAGAUGUGGACGGGCUGAUCACGCAAGCUCUGCUGACCGGAGACUUCGAGGGAGCCGUGGAGCUCUGUCUCCAUGACAACCGCAUGGCAGACAGCAUCAUCCUGGCCAUCGCCGGCGGGGCCGAUCUCUUGGAGAAAACCCAGAAGAAGUAUUUCACAAAGACACACAGCAAGAUCACCAAGCUGAUCAGCGCCGUGGUGAUGAAAGACUGGCACGACAUCCUGAAGACGUGCGAGCUGCAGAACUGGAAGGAAGCUCUGGCUGCCGUCAUGACGUACGCUCAGCCGGAGGAGUUCUCAUCCCUCUGUGACCUCCUCGGGGGCCGUCUGGAGGCAGCAGAGGAGGCUCAGCUUCAAGCUCAGGCCUGUCUGUGUUACAUCUGUGCCGGCAACGUGGAGAGACUCGUGUCCUGUUGGACCAGAGCUCAGGACGGACACUGUCCUCUGUCUCUGCAGGACCUGGUGGAGAAGGUGGUGGUGAUGCGGCGUGCGGUCGAGCAGACUCAGCACUCGGGUCCCGCUGCUAUCGGCAUCCUGCUGGCUGAGAAGAUGAGUCAGUACGCCGGCUUACUGGCCUCACAGGGCAGCUUGUCCACCGCCAUCACAUACCUGCCUGACAACACCAACCAGAUCGCCGUGCAGCAGCUCCGUGAUCGUCUCAGCCGAGCUCUCGGUCAGCAGCAGGCGGCGGCCGUCGCUCCCGCAGCUCCGGUUCAAACCCCGAGACCUCAGCUGGCGGCUCCUCGAGCUCCUCAGCAGCACGGCUCGUCUCUGCCCCGACACCCCUUCACUCCGGUCCAACCCGCCAUGAUGCCUCAGCCCACCCCUGCAGCUCCUGCACCCAUGCCUACACCCGCCUCCGCCCCUCCACAGCAGCAGUAUUAUCAACCAGUGAGGGCUGCCUCCACUGUCACCUCCUGGAGUAACCAAACUCCCACAGCCCUCCCCAAUGUUCCUCCUCCUCCUCUGCAAGUAGGAAACGCCCCAGAGCAGCAGGUCGAACCUCCAAACCCGAUGUACGGGAUGCCAGCACCCGGCACAGCUGCUGCUGCUCCACCUCCAUCCUCCACCACUCCUGCCUACAUGUACUCCCAUCAGUACCAGCCUUACCCCCAGGUCAACCAUUACCCCCCUGGAGCUGGGGGGACACCUAUCUAUCAGCCUCUUCAGUACUCCUCUGCUGCUGCGCCUCCUGCCGAACCCCCCGGCUUUCUCUCUCAGUACACGCAGCAGCCCGUCCCCUCUCAGCCUGCGCCUCCUUUCUACUCCGUACAUCCUCCCAUCAGCCAGUGUUUGUCCUCUUCUCCUCCUUCACAUCCUCCUUUCUUUCCAAACGCCGCCUCCUCCUCCUCCUCUGCUGCUGCCUCUUCUUCUUCUGCCUCCUCCUAUGCUGCUCCUCCUUCCUCCGGAGGGUCUUUCCAGCAUGGCGGUCCAGGAUCUCCUGUGUCCUACAUGCCUCCUCCUCCUCCAGCGAGCGGAGUCUCAGGUACACAGCUCGACCCUGAGCUGGUCCCCGCCUCUCAGAGAACAGGGCCUCAGAACGGCUGGAACGAUCCUCCAGCUCUGAGCAGAUCAUCUAAGAAGAAGCCGAUGAUCCCAGGGAACUACACCCCUCCUACCCCCAUCACCGCUCCCAUCAUGGCUCCGCUGGGCGGCGACCCUCAGGCCCAGCCGGUGUCAGCCCCUCAGCAGAUGGGUCAGGGGCCGAACGCGGGCCAGGGGCCGAACGCGGGCCAGGGGCCGAACGCGGGCCCGUUCUCAGGCAUGCAGCAGCAGCAGCAGCAGCAGCAGUUCUCUCCUCCACCUAUGAACCCCGCAAUGCCCAAAACCAGCAUGGAGGGAGCACCAGGAGCCCCGACAGGAGACAUCAUACAGCCCAUGCAGUCGAUCCCCGCUGAGAAGAUCAUGAAGAAGCCGAUUCCUGACGAGCAUCUGAUCCUCAAGACCACGUUCGAGGGUUUGAUCCAGAAGUGUUUGGCUGUAGCUACCGAUCCCCAAACUAAGAGGAAGCUCGAUGAUGCCAACAAACGUUUGGAGGCUCUUUACGACAAACUGAGAGAGCAGACGCUCUCUCCCGCCAUCGUCGGAGGACUUCACAACAUCGCCCGGACUAUCGAGUCUCGAUCCUACGCCGAGGGUUUGAACAUCCACACUCACAUCGUCAGUAGCAGCAACUUCAGCGAGACGUCGGCCUUCAUGCCCGUCCUCAAGGUCGUGCUGACACAAGCCAACAAACUCGGGGUCUGAGCUGAAGUUUAAAAAAAAACAAAAACACACAAAAAUAUCCCCCAACCACUCCUCUGAGUCUCGGACGAGCGGACAAGCGUCGACGGGUCCGAUGGUUCGAGCUGGAUAUUUACAGCGGUUAAAAUAUUAACGAUGAAGAAUCCAGAGAUGUAUGAAAUUACUGUUCAAUUCUUCUUUGUGCCAUUUUGUUUCUUUAUUUUUUAUUUUUUUAAAGGUGCAGUACGUAGAGUUUAGCAGCAUCUAGCGGGACGGACCUGGCAGAGAGGAUUCAGUCGGCUGCUGCUGCAAUCUGCAACUUCACCACUAGAUGGCGCUAAAUAUUACGGAUUGCUCCUUUUUUUUAAUUUUUAUUUUUUUUAAAUGUUUUCAACUCAAACACAAGCCAUGCUAUCAGUCGCACUCAGUGGUGAAAGUAAACUCUGAGAUCCAGAUGUUGUAAAAAUACGGCUGCGACUAAUUAACGUUGUUUUGUUUUUUCUUCGUUAUGGAUUUAAUCUGUUAGUGACUUUAUUUUCUCGUCUUUAAAAUGUUAGAAAACUGUGAUGAAUGUUCCUAAAAGCCCCAAAAAUUUAACCUCAAAUGUUUUUGUUUAUAGAUGCAAGUAAAAUUAUUUUCAUUGUCGAUUAAUCUGACGAAUAUUUACUUUUAGAUUUUUGAGUGACGUUUUGAAAUGUCUCGUUUUGUCCAAAAUCCAAAAUAUUCAGUUGAAAAUUGACAAAUAAUAAAUAAUCACAUUUUCUGCUUUAAACAUUGAUUAAAGCAACGACUUGAUUAUCAAAAUAGCCGCAAAUUAAUAUUUAGUUGAUGGAUUAAUUGACUAAUUGUUGCAGCUCUAAUUUAGUUUUGUUCACAACUCAACAAUAUGAAUUAAUUAUACAUUUAAGAAGCUGGAACC
Messenger RNA from Scomber japonicus (chub mackerel), 5557 nucleotides. RefSeq names its product SEC31 homolog A, COPII coat complex component (gene sec31a). The transcript has 32 exons. Gene Ontology annotation, biological process: endoplasmic reticulum to Golgi vesicle-mediated transport; COPII-coated vesicle cargo loading; endoplasmic reticulum organization. Gene Ontology annotation, molecular function: structural molecule activity; protein binding. NCBI's taxonomy places the organism in Eukaryota, Metazoa, Chordata, Actinopteri, Scombriformes, Scombridae. Bases 187 to 4662 code for a protein of 1491 amino acids. Gene Ontology annotation, cellular component: COPII vesicle coat; endoplasmic reticulum exit site. The record is from RefSeq and is a predicted model, not a curated record.